CUCUUUUUAAAUAACGCUGAAUUUCAGAUAAUAUUAAACAGCACAAUACAUAUAGAAAAGAGUUUCAUGUAUGAUGUUGUGCAUCCCUGGAUCCAUACUGGUCUUCUCACUAGUGGAGGGAUCAAGUGGCAUUCACGACGAAAGAUGUUAACUCCCUCAUUUCAUUUCACUAUAUUGCAGCAGUUUACUGAGAUCUUGAUAGAGGAAGCCGAGAACAUGGCCGAGUCAUUGAAAGAUACAGGGGGCACAGUUGUAAAAGAUUUACUACCAUUUUUCAGUGAACAUACGCUACAUGCAAUAUGUGAAACUGCUAUGGGCACUUCUAUAAAAAGUCUCGGUGAGUUUCAACAACAGUAUCGACAAGCGGUUCAUCGGAUGGGCGAACUGUUAGUUUAUAGGUAAUUAUAUUUUGGGUAAUUAUGCAUAAAAAGGGCCUCCUCUCCGAUUUGCUUGAUUUUUAACCCUAGACCGCACCUCUGACUUCUUUUACCUUCUAACGCACCUAUGGGGUCAAUAUCGACCCCACUUUUUUUUAAUUGUAAAACCGGUCCUACAGAGAUAAAGGGCCUUAAUAGUACAUGAAUUUCUUCGUUUUUUAAUAAAGAAGAGAAUGGUAUGCGAUAAAUUUAGUUUCACUCAAGUUUAGUUAAGAAAUAUCCAUUUAAAGACCGAACAAUGCAGAAAAUCAGCAAAAACCUCAUUUUUUAAACAAAAAUUUGUAUCUUUUUUUGUAAUCAACCGAUUUUCAAAAUUCAAACAGGAUUUUAAAGAGGACACAUUAGACUAUUGGAAAAAUUGUCAUUGCUAUGUUCUGUUCAAAAAGUGUAUUUAUUUGGGACUAUGAAAAUGAAGAAAUUCGCAAAGUUGAAAUAUGGAAAAAGUCGAGGAAAAAACCAUAAAAAAUU
Molecule: messenger RNA, 905 nt
Organism: Vollenhovia emeryi
Lineage: Eukaryota; Metazoa; Arthropoda; Insecta; Hymenoptera; Formicidae
Product: cytochrome P450 4C1-like
Exons: 3
Coding region: 67-402 (111 amino acids)
Molecular function (GO): monooxygenase activity; heme binding; iron ion binding
Source: RefSeq, a predicted model, not a curated record